CAUCCACACCCAGUUCUAUGAUAUGUAGUUAAUUAAUAUCUCCAUUCACACACACACACACACACACCCACAUAUAAAAAACCUUUGUGAUUGUCUUCUUACAUAUAAUUUCACCCUACCCAUUUCCCCUUUCUCUCUCUCUCUCUCUCUCUCCCUGACUCAUACAGACAACACAUAUUAGUAGAACGAAACGUUAUUAUACUGUGUUGAACCUUAUUUAUGAUCAUAGAUAUAAAGGGUGCAAUGAUGGCAUCUCAAACCAAGACCCUUCAUCUCUUCUUCUUCUUCAUGUGCUUAUUAUUAAGCUUUUCAAAUAUUUCAUGCAUUGUUGCUGUGCCAAAAGAGCAAGAGCAAGAUCGAAUCUUUGCUCUCCCGGGGCAGCCACCAGUGACAUUUUCUCAGUUCUCUGGUUAUGUCACGGUCAAUGAGCAACAUGGUCGAGCACUCUUUUACUGGUUCACUGAGGCCACCACUUCCCCAGAGAAUAAACCUCUUGUUCUCUGGCUCAAUGGAGGGCCUGGUUGUUCAUCUGUGGCAUACGGGGCAUCAGAGGAAAUUGGACCAUUCCGUAUAAACAAAAGUGGCUCUUCUCUAUACCUCAACAAAUAUGCAUGGAAUAGAGAAGCAAAUAUCUUAUUUGUUGAAUCGCCUGCUGGUGUUGGUUUCUCAUACACAAAUACAAGUUCUGAUCUGAACACUUCUGGAGACAAAAGGACAGCUCAGGAUGCUCUUAUUUUUCUAAUAAGAUGGAUGGAGAGAUUUCCACAGUAUAAAUAUAGAGAGUUUUACAUGGCAGGGGAGAGCUAUGCAGGGCAUUAUGUCCCCCAGUUGGCUAAGAAAGUCCAUGAUUAUAAUAAAAAUAAUCCUCACAUCCUUAAUCUUAAAGGGUUCAUUGUGGGGAAUGCUGUGACUGAUGACCACUAUGAUGGGGUUGGAACUGUCACAUAUUGGUGGAGCCACUCUAUGAUAUCUGAUCAAUCAUACAAAUCUAUCCUCAAAUAUUGCAAUUUUUCUGAAAAGAAAACAACUAAAAAAUGUGAUGAUGCAGUGAAUUAUGCGGUUAAUAAUGAAUUUGGAAACAUUGAUCAGUACAGUAUCUAUACCCCUUCGUGCACAACAUCACACAACGAUACUUUGAGGCAUGUUAGGUUCAAGAGUACAAUUUUACAUAGGAUUUCUGGGUAUGAUCCGUGUACUGAAGAUUAUGCAGAGAAAUACUACAAUCGUCUUGAUGUGCAGAAAGCAAUGCAUGCAAAUGUUACGAACAUUCCUUACAAAUGGACUGCUUGCAGUGACGCGCUCAAUAAAAAUUGGAAGGAUUCUGAGUUUUCUAUGUUGCCCAUUUACAAAGAGUUAAUUGCAGCUGGUUUGAGAAUCUGGGUUUUCAGUGGAGACACGGAUUCAGUGGUUCCAGUAACUGCCACAAGGUUUUCUCUUAGCCAUCUCAACCUCACCAUCAAAACUCGUUGGUAUCCAUGGUACACGGGUGGCCAGGUAGGUGGAUGGACAGAGGUGUAUGAUGGACUAACUUUUACAACAGUAAGAGGAGCUGGGCAUGAGGUACCAUUGCUUCAGCCAGAGCGAGCUUACAUACUUUUCAGGUCCUUUUUGGCAGGGAAACACCUACCAAAAUCUUGACAUGUUACCUGCUUUAUUUCAACAUUUCACCAUAUUAUCUUUUGUGUAAUUCAAUUUAAUUGGUGUUCAUAAUUCCCGCGGAAUUGGUGGGUGGAGGCAACAGCCUGGCUA
Molecule: messenger RNA, 1749 nt
Organism: Abrus precatorius (Indian licorice)
Lineage: Eukaryota; Viridiplantae; Streptophyta; Magnoliopsida; Fabales; Fabaceae
Product: serine carboxypeptidase 24-like
Exons: 9
Coding region: 220-1638 (472 amino acids)
Biological process (GO): proteolysis; brassinosteroid mediated signaling pathway
Cellular component (GO): vacuole
Molecular function (GO): serine-type carboxypeptidase activity
Source: RefSeq, a predicted model, not a curated record